Messenger RNA from Octopus sinensis (East Asian common octopus), 1821 nucleotides. Its product is annotated as single-strand selective monofunctional uracil DNA glycosylase-like. Gene Ontology annotation, biological process: base-excision repair. The record is from RefSeq and is a predicted model, not a curated record. The coding region runs from base 81 to 1304 and encodes 407 amino acids. NCBI's taxonomy places the organism in Eukaryota, Metazoa, Mollusca, Cephalopoda, Octopoda, Octopodidae. Gene Ontology annotation, molecular function: single-strand selective uracil DNA N-glycosylase activity; oxidized pyrimidine nucleobase lesion DNA N-glycosylase activity. The transcript is spliced from 4 exons.
UUCAUUCCAGAUCGUUCUUUGUCCGAGGUUGCCUGUCACAUGACCAAACUAGUUUCAGCAAGUACUAAGACCAAAACACGAUGCAAGAUACCAACAUACCAACAUUGGAACAAACAAACCAGGAUGAAAAUGAACCGAAAUAUCUUGACAGCCAUGGAGAAACUUGCCUCGCAGCUACUUCGGCGCCAAUUCCAACAGCAGUGUCUGCGAGCAUUCCAGAUCGGCUCCUUCAGGUGGAAGCUGAACUUUGUCGCAAUCUGAAGACAAUCGAGUUCACUGAUCCUGUGGAUUAUGUAUAUAGUCCAUUAGAUUAUGCAUCUGAUACCCAUGCUAAGUAUGUUCACAGAUUUUGUAAUUCUCAGAAGAAUGUGCUUUUUUUAGGAAUGAAUCCUGGACCUUUUGGCAUGGCACAGAACGGAGUACCAUUUGGAGAAUGUGAUACUGUCCGGAAUUGGUUGAAGAUUGAUGGUAUCGUAGGGAAACCACAAAGAGAGCAUCCAAAGCGUCCAGUCCUGGGACUGGAAUGUCCGAGAAAUGAAGUCAGUGGUAAACGGUUUUGGGGACUCUUCAAAUUUCUUUGUGGGACCCCAGAAGUAUUCUUCAAAGACUGUUAUGUAUACAACUUCUGCCCACUUCAGUUCAUGAAGACUUCGGCCAGAAACGUCUCACCGGGCAAACUAAAAAUCACAGAACGCAAACAGCUAAUAGCAGCAUGCAACCAUGCUUUCCUGCAGGUAGUACAGUUGUUACAGGUGAAGCUCGUUAUCGGUGUAGGCAACUUUGCCAGCGAGAACGCAUCAAAAGCGGUCAAAGGCUUACAGCAGGACCUUUUCUCCCAGCUUCGUAUUGAGACCCUCAUGCAUCCGAGUCCAGCUAACCCGUCUGCCAACAAGAACUGGCCAAGUUAUGCAGUGAAUAGAUUGAAAGAAAUUGGUAUUAUGAGUUACACAGACUGGAAAAUAUCCGAUGGCCAAAGGCAGCAGCAGCAACAACAUCAACAACAACAACAGAAACAACAACAGCACGAAACACCAAAGGCUGCGACACCACCACGACGAACGACACCACCUCCAACAACAACCACCAAACCAACAUCAACCCCAGCACCAAGAAAAACGACAACAAAAAAACAAGGAGAAACACCAACACCGUCAUCAUCACCAAUGGACACAGCAACACCACUGCUACCAGCAGAACCAACAGAAAUCUUUCGCCCUGCUGAUGAAGCGGACCCGACAGCCAUCCCCUUUCCGGAUCAGGACAGCUCAGAUUGUGUGAGCACUGAUACCGAGAAAGGGGAAUGACACACAGUGCCUCCAAAUUAGAAAAGGAGGAAAAAACAAAAGGACACACAGGGGAAGCACGAACAAAUAGUGCUUCCCAACAUCAAGAAGAAGAACAACAACAACAACACUUUCGACACCACUACUGCCACUGCCACACACACCAACACCAACAGACAUGAUUACAGCAAUAAACACAAAAAAUGAAAAACUAGUUACAUAUCUAAAAGACAAUACAAGUACACAAAUUGAAGAUUUCAUUAUACCAACACACAACACACCAACACACAACACACCAACACACAACACAUUCUCACAAUAAAAAUCAAUCAAAAAACAUAUAGUGAAAUAAAACAAAUAUUCCCUAACGAUGUCGGAUCGCUAGGGAAAAGUUUCUCAAAGAAACUUUAUAAAAAUAUAAUUGAAGCACUCGUGCAAAAGCACAGAGGAGCCACCCCCACCACCAACAACAGUAAGUAGAGCCUUUUUCUCCUUUUAUUUUUCUUUCCACCUUUGAAACAUGGCAAAACUUAGAAUC